This is a messenger RNA of Ascochyta rabiei, 1884 nucleotides long. RefSeq lists its product as uncharacterized. Gene Ontology annotation, molecular function: beta-glucosidase activity. The record is from RefSeq and is a predicted model, not a curated record. Bases 1 to 1884 code for a protein of 627 amino acids. The transcript is spliced from 2 exons. Gene Ontology annotation, biological process: carbohydrate metabolic process. NCBI's taxonomy places the organism in Eukaryota, Fungi, Ascomycota, Dothideomycetes, Pleosporales, Didymellaceae.
AUGAAGCUUGUCUGUAUUUUUGUGGUUGGUAGUGUAGCUGUUGCCCAACAGGUUUACAUUCCGGUGAAAGGACCAUCACCACAAUCCGAAUGCGCUAUCAAUGGGAGCUAUGCAACAGCGACCCCUGUAUACUCCUACCGGGAGUUCAGCUUCACCCAGACCGAGACAAUCCGAACAGCAACCUCUCGUCCAGCCCCAACAACUACUAGGUUAUUUGCACCUCCAUACGCAUCGCUCAGCAGUCUUGUCCCUAGCCUGACAACGACACAAUGGGGCAACUGGGACCCUUCAUCGAAUGCGAGCGCCACGGAUACUGGAGCGCCGUAUGGAAAUGCUUCCUGGACAGCUGUUUGGAAAAAGGUCACAUGGACGAACUUCACUCGUGGAAUAUACUCAACUACGGUGGAGCCCACAGCUGUGCCCACUAGUGAGCUUAUCCUGCCUCCUCCCGAGUACCUUAUGCAUCGAGAUUGCUACAAAUUCCCUGCAGACUUCAUGCUAGGCGUUGCAGCAAGUGCGGUUCAAAUUGAGGGCGCAAUAGCAGACGAAGGACGAACGCCAGUCCACAUGGACGCCUUGAGCCUACUCAACCCGGGGGCAGCGCCAGACUACAUCACCAACGAAAACUACUAUCUGUACAAGCAGGACAUCGAACGUAUUGCCUCUAUGGGUAUCGAGUAUUAUCGUUUCUCAAUUCCGUGGUCACGCAUCUUGCCUUUUGUGCUUCCGGGGACACCCGUGAACAAGCAAGGUCUAGAUCAUUACGACGACAUCAUCAAUUUUGUCCUGGAAAAGGGCAUGCUACCAGCUAUCGUCCUACAUCACACCGACACACCUUUGCAGUUUUACUCUAACAUUUCAGAUAUCUUGAUCACGCCUGGAACUGGUGGUAUUGGAUACACAGACUCGGGCUUCCAGUACUCGUAUAAGAACGUAUCGUACGAGGAUGCUUUUGUCAACUAUGGUAAGAUUGUCAUGACACAUUUCGCCGAUCGUGUACCCAUUUUCUGGACUUUCAACGAGCCCCUCCUUGGGUCGAGAAACGGCAGGUCCAUUAACACUGUUAUCAAAGCACAUGCAAGACUAUAUCACUUCUAUCAUGAAGAUAUCAAAGGUACUGGCAAGAUCUCGAUCACUUUCAACGACAACUUUGGAGUCCCUCGCGACCCCAAGAACCCGGCCGAUGUCGAUGCUGCAAACCACUUUAACUCAUUCCAACUUGCCACAUUCGCCAAUCCAAUCUUCCUCGGCAUCGACUAUCCAGCGUCAUACAGAAUGACGGUCGCCGACUACGUACCUCUGAGUUCGUCUGACCUAGCCUAUUUGAAGGGUACGGCGGACUUCUUCUCCAUCCAACCCUACACAGCUACCGUCGUCAGCCCACCGCCCAGUAGCUCCAUCGCGGACUGCGCAUCCAACAUUACGCAUCCAUUGCGGCCUUACUGUGUGACACAAAGCACCACUGUUCACGAUACACAAUGGAACAUCGGAUAUCGCAGCCAAUCAUACGUAUACAUCACGCCUACCUACUUCCGCACAUACCUCAACUACCUCUGGAACACUUUCAAAGCACCUGUAGCCGUUACCGAAUUUGGCUUCCCGGUAUUUGGAGAGGCGGAGAAAGAGUUGAAGGACCAGCUGUUCGACAGCCCAAGGAGCCAAUACUACCAGAGCUAUUUGAACGAGGGAUUUAAGGCAAUCUGGGAGGAUGGCGUGCAGUGGAUUGGUGCUUUUGCAUGGAGCUUUGCGGACAACUGGGAGUUCGGCGAUUAUGACCAGCACUUCGGCAUUCAAACAGUGAACCGAACCACGCAGGAAAGGAGGUAUAAGAAGAGUUUUUUCGACUUCGUGGACUUUGUCGAGAGUCGGCGACAAAAGGAGUAA